CAUUUUAUUUACUUUGACUGUUGACGUCACAUUUCAUGUUUUAUAAGUCGUUAUUGUAUCUAUGUGACAGUUGGUUUACGAAAAGUUUCUUGUGAUAUAUCCACUAUUUUAAAACAAAACAAAAAUAAUUAUGGCUGGAUACUCAGAAGAUCAACUUGCAGAGUUCCAAGAAGCUUUCCAGCUUUUUGACUCCCGUGGUGAUGGUAAGAUUCAUGUGGCACAGAUUGGUGACGCUCUGCGUGCCCUGGGACAGAACCCCACCGAGUCAGAUGUGAAGAAGUGCACCCUCCACCUUAAACAGGAUGAAAGAAUAUCAUUUGAAGUCUUCCUUCCCAUUUAUCAAGCCAUCUCUAAGGCCCGCAGUGGUGACACAGCCAAUGAUUUCAUCGAAGGUCUACGCCACUUUGACAAGGAUGGGAAUGGAUUCAUCUCCUCGGCUGAGCUGAGACACCUUCUAUCAACACUCGGGGAAAAGCUGAGUGAUGAUGAAGUGGAACAGCUUUUGCAGGGCCAGGAGGAUUCUCAGGGAAACAUUAAUUAUGAAAACUUUGUACACCUCAUCAUGCAGGGAUAAACAGCUGGCCGCUGAACACGCUCAGUCAGAAAUAUAUUAUUUUAUCAUAGCAUUUAAUAAAGAUUGUGUGCGUCUGUUUAACUCUAUAUAAUCCUUAACUGAAGCAUUUAACCAUUUCCGUUAUUGAUAUGGAAACGUUCACAAAGAGGCGCCGCGUCCACUCCAUUGUAUCAGCAGACGGACCUGAGCGAGACUCUUCUAGAUAUGACUGAGGGUUCAUCUUUUGAUUAAAUUUUUUGUAAAAUCGAAGGUGUUCUGAAAUCCAGAAUGUUUUUUUCCAUUUUAUUACAAUGUAAGUGAAUAUUCCAAGAAGUUUACGUAUUUUAAGAAUUAUAUAGCACUUAGUAAACAAUGUAUUGUACAAAGACAUGUUUUAAACAUUGAACUUAAAUUAAAAUGUUUUGUAACCGAAA
Molecule: messenger RNA, 987 nt
Organism: Danaus plexippus (monarch butterfly)
Lineage: Eukaryota; Metazoa; Arthropoda; Insecta; Lepidoptera; Nymphalidae
Gene: Mlc-c
Product: myosin-2 essential light chain
Exons: 5
Coding region: 131-574 (147 amino acids)
Cellular component (GO): myosin II complex
Molecular function (GO): myosin heavy chain binding; calcium ion binding
Source: RefSeq, a predicted model, not a curated record